AUGUUCGUCCUCAAAUCCCGCAACCCAUCGAACCCCGAACUCAUCCAGAUUCCCGCUGGUCAGCUCUACCUUGUCCGCCCCGAUAGUAUCAAAGGCUCCCGCGAAUGCAUCUUCAAGGACGCCGUCGCCACUAUUCGUAGGACUGGUGUGGAGCACCAGUACCAGCUCGUUGUCACGCGCGCGUACGAGGAGGGCGAGGAGCAGCUUCUUGAGGAGGACGCUGAGACCGACGAUGAGCGCGUGUUCUUAAUCGACCAGUCCCUUGGCUUCCGUUUCGGCUCCCUUGACGGUGACGCAACUUUUGCUUGGCGCGACCUCAGCGGUGACGAUGGCGACCUCUGGGAGUUCGUCAGCAACAAGUCUGUCGGCAACGCCACUAGCAAGCUCUUCGAGGUCACUCUGCUUCAAUGCGUAUACGAGAGGUCGCACGAGAACGCUACUGAAGAGGACCUCGAGGCUCUGAAGUACAACGAGAACGACCAUCCGUCGACUCCUAAGAAGGGAAAGGGAAAGGACGCUGAGGCGGCCGAGCCGGAGGACCCGUUCAAGGACGUUCCUGUGCUGAGCCGCACCAAGGGAGAGCUCUACCUGUUCGACACGGACACCGAUGUCUUUGUCAUUCAGGAACGUGACGUCGAUGUCGAUCUCGCCUCCAACGGCCAGUUCGACGUCUGGAUCAUCGUGCGCAAGGGCAACACCCCCUUCAUCUCGAUCCCGAUCGACUCUGAGAUGAACCCUCGUUUCGACAUGGCCAACCACGCUUUCAUGUUUACCUUCCGUGAGGCGGAGGGACUUCCUGGAAUGACGUGGUGUCUGCGUUUCGAGGCUUCGGUCUUUGGAGAGUGGAAGGACAAGUUCACGAUCUAUCUUUGGGAGAACAAGAACCAGGUCUCCUACGCCAAGGCGCAGGCUGUUGAGCAGCGUUACAUCCAGGACGCUUACGGUGACAUCGAGAUGGGUGAGGGUGAGCCGGCCGUCGAAGAGGAAGAGGAGGAGCCUGAGCCCGAGGAGGAGUACGAAGAGUCGGAGGAGGAGGAGGACUAUGACGACCAGUCCUCCAUCGACGAGUCGUUCUCGAAGGGAUCCAAGAACGAGCAGCUUGCUGUCGGUUACAAGAACGACAUGUCGUUUGUCACGCGUGGCAACAUGAUUGGCGUGUUUGGCCACGACCGUGACAAGGUCAAGUUCCGCACGGCUAUCGAACGUGUUAAGGACUUGGAGGGUAACAGCUUCAACCCCGGAAAGAUCAUGCUCCACAACCAGGAUGCCGACAUGCUCAUGCUGAACCCGAACAACAAGAACGCUCUGUUCAGGAUGGACCUUGAGUACGGAAAGAUCGUGGACGAGUGGAAGGUCUCGGACGAGGUCGAGGUCGCCAACAUCCUCCCGGAUUCGAAGUAUGCGCAGAUGAACCCUCAGCAGACUCUCAUCGGUCACUCGAAGAACGGCAUCUUCCGUAUCGACCCCCGUGUGUCUGGCAACAAGCUCGUUGAGAGCCAGUUCAAGCAGUAUGUCACCAAGAACGACUUCUCCGCCGCUGCCACAACCGAGUCUGGUAAACUGGCUGUCGCUUCCAACAAGGGUGACAUUCGUUUGUUCGACACCAUCGGAAAGAACGCCAAGACUGCCCUGCCUGCGCUUGGUGACCCGAUCAUUGGUGUUGAUGUCUCGGCGGACGGAAGGUGGCUUGUCGCGACCUGCAAAACCUACCUGCUUCUCAUCGACACCCUCAUCGGUGACGGACGGUAUAAGGGCAAUCUCGGUUUCGACCGCAGCUUCCCCGCCGACUCGAAGCCGAUCCCUCGUCGUCUGCAGCUCAAGCCUGAGCACAUCGCCUACAUGGAGGACCCUGUGUCGUUCACCCCCGCUCGCUUCAACACCGGACUCAAUGAGGCUGAGAAGACGAUCGUCACGUCGACCGGCAAGUAUAUCAUCACGUGGAACUUCCGUCGCCUCAAGCAGGGCCGUCUCGAUGACUACCAGAUCAAGAAAUAUGACUCGAAUGUUGUCGCCGACAACUUCAAGUACGGAGCUGACAAGAACAUCAUUGUCGCGCUCGAGCAGAACGUCCUCAUGGCGAACAAGCGCGACCUGGCGAAGCCUACUCGCCAGUCGCUGGCACCGAGAGCCUCCCUGUCUACACCGGCAAGCAAGAUCAGGCAGUCGCACAGCAACAUUGUCAACAGCCCGUAUUAG
Trichosporon asahii var. asahii CBS 2479 is the source of this 2196-nucleotide messenger RNA. RefSeq names its product cytoplasm protein. Gene Ontology annotation, cellular component: cytoplasm; nucleus. Lineage: Eukaryota; Fungi; Basidiomycota; Tremellomycetes; Trichosporonales; Trichosporonaceae. Gene Ontology annotation, molecular function: protein binding. The coding region runs from base 1 to 2196 and encodes 731 amino acids. The transcript has 6 exons. The record is from RefSeq and is a predicted model, not a curated record.